GAUUAGCAGGGCUGGAGAAGCAGCUCGGCGCUCGGUUCUUUCUGCCUCUGUUUAGCGUGGCGUUAGCUCGGUGUGCAGCACCGAGGGUCCUCCGGUUUGGUUUGCCGCAUUCUCUUGGGUUAAAGAUGGCGAGUGAGUCGGUGAAGCUGUCCAAAAACCUGCUGCGGAUGAAGUUCAUGCAGAGACGUCUGGAUGCAGAGACGAAGAAGCAGCUGGAGGAGGACGAGCGGAGGAUCAUCAGUGAUGAGCACUGGUACCUGGACCUACCCGAGCUCAAGGCUAAAGAGAACCUGAUCAUCGAGGAGAGGAGUUUCGUUCCCUGCGAGGAUCUGAAGUAUGGCCGACUCUCCUUCAGAGGCUUCAAUCCUGAAGUCGAGAAGCUGAUGGCUCUGAUGAACCCCAGCGAGGAAGAGGAGGAGGAAGAGGAGGACCUGAGCCAAAUGCAAACAGACGUCACAGAUGAAGAAAUGGCUCUGAGGUACGAGAGCUUAGUCGGAAGCAUGAAGAAGAAGUUUGCAACGAAGCGAGAGCGAGUGGCGCAGGAGGCGGACGAGGAGAACCAGAAGGAGGUGAAGAGAGCAUUCGUGAAGCCUCAGGACUGAAGACGCUCGCGCUCCAGAUGUUUUUAGACAUGAGGCUGCCGUGGAGCAGCAGCUGUCUGGAUGUUAUACAUCCUGCUUUUAUGACACGAGGAGGACACGAGCAGCCUCAGAGCUCCUGAGAGCUGCAUGUUUAUUCCCUGUUUGUUUUUUAAUUCUGUAUGUGACUCACCUGAGGUGUGUUUAAAGCCACGCCUCCUCCACUUGUUUGCUCGUCAUGAGGAGGUGAAGGUUAGUUCAGACCUCUGAAGAUGUAAAACACAGACUGUAAAUAAAAGAUGGAGGCUC
This is a messenger RNA of Pelmatolapia mariae (spotted tilapia), 887 nucleotides long. It is a transcript of the gene mphosph6, whose product is annotated as M-phase phosphoprotein 6. Gene Ontology annotation, biological process: maturation of 5.8S rRNA. Lineage: Eukaryota; Metazoa; Chordata; Actinopteri; Cichliformes; Cichlidae. The record is from RefSeq and is a predicted model, not a curated record. The transcript has 5 exons. The coding region runs from base 126 to 602 and encodes 158 amino acids.